AUGUACCAUGUUCCUGAAAUGAGGCUGCAUUACCCCUUGGUGAGCCCCCAAUCUACCGCUGCAACUGUUCCCACCAGAAAUUACGAUAAUAUUCUUCCUUCGUUCAACGAACUAUCUCAUCAAAACACGAUCAAUCUUCCUUUUGUCCAGCGUGAAGCCGCGGACGCAUAUACAAACGUUGCUCCUGUAACGGCAUCACCAUCCCAGACUGAAUCGGGCUAUUACUGCCGUUACUACGCUUUCCCUCUGCCUCCCUACGCACAGCACCCUCAGUCUCAAUACCAACAGGCUGUGCUUCCUUACGCUACCAUUCCAGGCAAUAACUUCCCACCAUCGUCUUUCCCCAUGAUGACCAUGGUGCCAUCAGAAGUUCAGUCUGAAAGAUCUUUUUUAAACCCUUUGCACGCUCAUACAGAUCUGCCCCCAAUCAUCCAAAACUCCAAUGAUAUCCAAAUCGCGCCCCAAAACAGUGCUAAGUCAAUGACGACCACGAUGGCGGCAACCAAAAAAAUUCCUGGACUUCGUUCCACCGUGGUUCUUAAACCGCGUGUGAUUACAACAAUGUGGGAAGACGAAAGUACCAUCUGCUAUCAAGUCGAGGCGAACGGCAUAUCUGUCGUGCGCAGGGCGGAUAACGAUAUGAUUAACGGUACAAAGUUACUGAACGUCACGAAGAUGACGAGGGGAAGAAGAGAUGGCAUACUAAGAUCGGAAAAGAUUAGAGAAGUCGUAAAGAUCGGCUCUAUGCACCUCAAAGGUGUUUGGAUUCCUUUCGAAAGAGCGUAUAUCCUGGCUCAGCGUGAACAAAUUCUGGACCAUUUAUACCCACUUUUUGUUAAGGACAUAGAAUCCAUUGUUGAUACCAACAAACGCAAUAACAAAAAAUCUUCUUCCCCAGAUCUUAACCCUGGAAAUUAUCAUUCUGUUAAGCAAGAAUCAUCCGAAAACAAGGACAAACUUUAUACUGAAGUUAAGCAUGAGGGCGUUAGAGCCCUCUCGAAUGAAGUGUCUUCCCAGAAUGUGGGAGGAACGGAUAACUCAAAGAACAUUGAUAUCGACAGUGAGGCCCAAAACAGAACAAGCAGAGCCAAAAAUGAAAUAUCCUAA
Molecule: messenger RNA, 1107 nt
Organism: Saccharomyces eubayanus
Lineage: Eukaryota; Fungi; Ascomycota; Saccharomycetes; Saccharomycetales; Saccharomycetaceae
Gene: PHD1
Product: Phd1p
Exons: 1
Coding region: 1-1107 (368 amino acids)
Biological process (GO): positive regulation of transcription by RNA polymerase II
Cellular component (GO): nucleus
Molecular function (GO): sequence-specific DNA binding; DNA-binding transcription factor activity
Source: RefSeq, a predicted model, not a curated record